Molecule: messenger RNA, 2597 nt
Organism: Xyrauchen texanus (razorback sucker)
Lineage: Eukaryota; Metazoa; Chordata; Actinopteri; Cypriniformes; Catostomidae
Product: synaptic vesicle 2-related protein-like
Exons: 16
Coding region: 62-1675 (537 amino acids)
Biological process (GO): transmembrane transport
Cellular component (GO): membrane
Molecular function (GO): transmembrane transporter activity
Source: RefSeq, a predicted model, not a curated record
UCUAACCUGUUCCAUAAACAAAUGCACUGUUGUGGUGUACCAUUUCUUCAGAGCAAGAGAAAUGAAUGUGUUGAAAAGAUCUACGCAAGUGAGUUACAAACAGUGGAAAGACACAGAUAUCAGUUUUGUGACAUUCCGGAGAGAUGAUCAAAGCAUCCUUACUGUUAAGGAGGAGCAGUCUGGGGAAAAUGAGCUCAACGAUCAAGUUGAUCACAAUAUUCUGGAGCAAGUGGAUUUGGGGGACAGAAGGACAAGAAGCUCUGAUAUCUCAGAAACCUUUACUGUGGAGGAAGCAGUUGAGGUUAUUGGUUUCGGAAAGUUUCAAUGGAAGCUCUCUAUGCUCACUGGAGUUGCAUGGAUGGCCGACGCUAUGGAAAUGGUGCUCCUUAGUAUUGCAGCUCCACAACUGCGUUGUGAAUGGAGGCUCCCUAGCUGGAAAGUGGCACUCAUCACAGCAGCAGUGUUCAUUGGAAUGAUGCUCAGCUCAUCCCUUUGGGGGAACAUCUCAGACAAGUAUGGCCGGAAAGUGUGUUUAAUACUGUGCAUGGUAUGGACACUGUAUUAUGGGCUGCUCAGUGCUUUUGUGCCUGUUUAUGGCUGGAUCUUAGUCUUGCGAGGCCUCGUGGGAUUUGGCCUGGGAGGAGCUCCUCAGUCAGUGACAUUAUAUACUGAAUUCCUUCCAGUGAAAUCCAGAGGGACCUCUGUAAUCCUGUUAGGGGUGUUUUGGGCCCUGGGUGCUGUGUUUGAAGUAUUACUGGCUAUGCUGAUCAUGCCUACAUUAGGCUGGAAAUGGCUGCUAUGUCUGUCCACCAUACCUCUCGUUGUCUUUGCUGCCACCUGCUGUUGGUUGCCGGAGAGUCCUAGAUUUGAUGUACUGAGAGGCAGAGCGGACAAGGCCCUGAAAACUCUGAAAAAUAUAGCUGCAGCCAAUGGGAGUUGUGUGCCUAAAGGACGACUUGUCGCCAUAAGACAGGAUGAUCGUGGCAGAAUUAAAGAUCUCUUUAUUUCCAAAUACCGCAAGACGACACUUCUGAUCUGGUUUAUCUGGUUCUGCAAUGCUUUUUCAUAUUAUGGUCUUGUGCUGCUAACCACAGAGCUAUUCCAAGCAGGAUCUGUUUGUAGAGUGACUGACAACUCAAAUAUGGAACCUCGGUGCAGUUUAGCAUGCAAAUAUCUGACUAUUCUUGACUACAAGGACCUUUUAUGGACAACCUUAGCAGAAUUUCCAGGUCUUCUGGUGUCACUGUGGAUGAUUGAUCGGACUGGCCGGAGAAAAAGCAUGGCACUUUGUUUUUUAGUAUUCUCUCUGUGUAUUUUGCCACUGUAUGCCUGCACACAUAGGACUGUUCUCACAGUAUUUAUUUUCAUUGCCCGAGCCUGUAUUUCAGGGGGUUGGCAGGUUGCGUAUGUUUAUACACCUGAGGUUUUUCCUACAGCAACCAGGGCUAUUGGAAUUGGUACAAGCAGUGGGAUGGCUCGUGUUGGCGCUCUCCUCACACCAUUUGUUGCUCAGGUGCUUCUGAAAUCAUCAGUUUACCUGACUCUGACUGUGUAUUUCAUAUGCUGCUUGCUGGGCGCAGCAGCGUCCUGGGUUUUGCCUAUGGAGACGAUGGGGCAGAGCCUUCAGGAAUCAACUCAUACCACCAUGGAACAAAAAAACAGCAAUCCAGAGUAGCUCUGAGGAUUCCACCAGCAACAAGUGUCAUUAAAGGGAUCAUUUACCCAAAAAUGUAAAUUCUCUCAUCAUUUACUCACCUCAUGCCAUCUAAGAUGUGUAUAGCUUUCUUUCUUCUGCUGAACACAAACAAAGAUUUUAAGAAUAUCUCCACUCUGGAGUUCCUUACAAUGCAAGUGAAAGGUGAUUAGGCCUUCGAAGCUCCAAAAAGCAGAAAGUCAGCAUGAAAGUAAUUCAUAAGACUCCAUUUAAAUCAAUGUCUUCUGAAGCGAUCCAGUUUUGGGUGAGAACAGAUCAAAAUGUAACUCUGUAACCUUUUUCACUGUACAUCUUGACAUCAGUCUUCUUGGCUCGAUUACACUUCCUGCAGCAUCAUCUAGCACUCUUUGCAUGCAUUAAGCACUAGGAAGUGUAAUCGAGCUCGAAAUUAUAAUUGUACCUAUACUGCAAUGGGAAGAUGCUCAGUGAAAAAGGAGUUUCAUUUGGUCUGUUCUCACACAAAUCCAACUGGAUUGCUUCAGAAGACAUUGAUUAAUCCACUGGAGUCGUAUGGAUUAUUUUUAUGCUGAAUUAUCACCUUUUUGGAGUUUCAAAGGCCUGAUCACCUUUCACGUGCAUUGUAUGGACCUACAGAGCUGAGAUAUUCUUCUAAAAAUCUUCGUUUGUGUUCAGCAGAUGAAAGUCAAACAAAUCUGGGAUGGUAUGCGGGUGAGAAAAUUAUGAGAAUUAACACUGAACUGACAAAAUGCAAUGUCUAGAUAACGUGCAAUACUGACAAUGGAGAAAGCCAUUGAUGUUGCGUGUAUAAUGUUGCGUGUAUAAUCAUUAAGAAUACCAUACUGGUAUACUGUAGAUCACAAGUGCAUUCAAAAUGCAAUUUUACAUAUUUCAAUUUGUGGAGGUGUUAAUUAAAAUAUUAUCA